This is a messenger RNA of Caenorhabditis remanei, 1062 nucleotides long. RefSeq lists its product as uncharacterized. The record is from RefSeq and is a predicted model, not a curated record. The coding region runs from base 1 to 1062 and encodes 353 amino acids. NCBI's taxonomy places the organism in Eukaryota, Metazoa, Nematoda, Chromadorea, Rhabditida, Rhabditidae. The transcript is spliced from 7 exons.
AUGAAAUACCUAUUCUGGGCUCAUCUCGGCAAAGAAAUCACAAAAUUCGGAUUCUAUUUGACCGCGUUUUCCUCCACACUUUUCAUUAUUCUCACUCUUUUUUAUGUGAAGGAAAAGAUUGGAAGCUAUCGAUACUUGUUACUAUUGCUACCGAUUACUGGAUUCCUUUUGGCAUCUUUUGAGUAUAUGCUUGACUUGUUCUUCCACUGCUACAACCACGCGCUCGUCCACUUCCGAUUCACCAGCUUCCAAAGCCUGUCAUAUGAAGUCAACACAAGUUUUCUAUCCCUCUUCCCUGGACUCUACGGUGCAACUAUUUCCACAUUAGCUCUCCAGUUUGUCUAUCGAUACUGGCUGAUUUUUCAACCGCACAACAUCCACCGCUUCUUCGACGGGCCCCGCUUCAUAUUCCCCGUAUUCUAUACACUUUUCACCGGUGCCACCUGGUUUUCCGGCUCAAUUUUGUUCACCAGACUAGACUCGAAAUGUGUGAAAUAUCUGGAAAAAGAGAUAUUGAAUUGUUAUGGAUUAGUGAUAGCUGAGCAGCCAGCGCUAGCUUUCGUCGCCUACGACAAUAAUGGAGAUCUCCGUUGGGAGAGUUUGGUUGGGAUGGGGUCGAUGAGUAGCUCGAUGACUUUUCAAUACGCUAUAAUCAUCUAUUGUGCAUGUAUUAUGGGUUUGAAAAUGCAGGAAAAGAUUGCGAUGCUUUCAUCGAAAUCUCAGAGGAUGCACCGCCAAUUCUAUCAUGCUUUGGUAAUUCAGAUAACUGCUCCAUCAAUCACCUUGUUCUCCCCUGUAUUCUUACUGUUUUUCGCGCCAUAUCUUGAUAUCGAAAUGAGCUUCCCUGGAAUAUUUAUGAGUGCAUCUGCUUGCUAUCCAGCUAUGGAUAUACUCAUUAUGAUUUAUAUGGCAACGUUUUAUAAGAAUGCGUUGAUAGAUUUCCUGAAAACCGUAUUACUGAUGAAUCGGGGAACAACGCAAAAGAUUAAAAGUGUGAUACAGAGAUAUCAAGAGACUCAGAUGAACACAGUAACCACAAGAGCUACAAGACCGGAUAACUGA